This is a messenger RNA of Punica granatum (pomegranate), 1859 nucleotides long. The record is from RefSeq and is a predicted model, not a curated record. Lineage: Eukaryota; Viridiplantae; Streptophyta; Magnoliopsida; Myrtales; Lythraceae.
CCCCCCUCACUCACACACUCUCUCUCUCUUCUCUCUCUCCCCUGCUCUUUCUCUCUCUACAACUCUCUCCCUCUCUCUUCCUCGCUACCACCACCGGCUACCCUCCGAUGCUCGGUGAUCCGCCGCUGCUGAUAGCCGCACCCGCACGGCCCUCUCCUUCUCCUUCCUCGGCGCAGUAGCCCGGACCCCGGCGGUGGGGCCCUGACCGCCCAUUUCGGCAACUUCGCACCCUCCCCCGCCAGCGGAUCUGAGGCAAUCGGAGAGGGGCCGCCGCCGGCAUGACGUCGGUCCGGUCGAUCCUCGACAAGCCCCUCGCCCAGCUCACCGAGGACGACAUUUCCCAGCUCACCCGCGAGGACUGCCGCAAGUUCCUCAAGGACAAAGGGAUGCGACGGCCCUCGUGGAACAAGUCCCAGGCGAUCCAGCAGGUCAUCUCCCUCAAGGCGUUACUCGAGGGCGGCGGUGACGACGACUCCGGCGCCCGGGCCACCCUCAGGAAGAUUGUGGUCUCCGCCGCCGCUGCAGAGGAAAACCUGCCCCGGGCAAAUUCGAACUCGGGUGACUCCGGAAAGGAGCUCAGUGCUGCUGCCAAUGCAGUCGAGUCAGCUGAGGAAAUUAUCCCGUAUCGACGUAGGGACCCUCUGGAACCAGUGCCACCACAGGAUGCACCUUCAUCGCCUAUGGAGAUGGAUAAGAGGGCCGCUAGUCCCAGAAGUACUGGUGCUGCUGAGGAAGCAGUUGGGCAGAUGACGAUUUUCUACUGCGGUCAGGUCAAUGUGUAUGAUGGAGUCUCACCUGACAGGGCACGAAGUAUUAUGCAGCUGGCAGCCAGUCCAGUCCAUUUGCCACAGGAUGAUUCUAUUAAUGGAACAGCCCCAGUUUUGUCCUUUCCCUGUCGUGUACAUGCUAUGAACGACAGACUCGGUCCUUCAUCCCCAGUUGCAGCGAUUGCUUCUCAUGCCACACAAAUAGAGAAGAUGACUGAAUUUUCACCGCACUAUCUGGGGAGAGGCAGCCUUCCUCGGGACCUAGAUGUGGAGGGCCAGCUGAACAGAAAAGUCUUGUUGCAGAGGUAUCUCGAGAAGCGAAAAGACAGGGGAAGAUUUAAAGUCAGGAAGGAUGCGGGUCCAGUCUCAUCCAACCUAGAGAUAUACUUGAACCAUCAAGUAAAGACACCUAUUUCGAAUGGCCAGUUCAGGAAGAGCAGCAGUAGAAGUUCUCCGCCACAACCUGGAGUAGCACAAGGAUCAAACCUUGUUAGUCUCUCUGUUGAUCUUAAUGAAGAAGUGCAGGUAUUUAAGGCAUAAGAAGCCUCAUAAGUGAAACAGCAUGUGAAGCUGAGUGAUCGUUUCUCUUGCUGAGAAACUAUAGCUAUUGCCUCUAAUAAGCGUUGGUAGGGAAGAAAAAUCAGUGAGGAUCUUGGUGUGGGCUCUGGGUCUGAGGCAUUGGUUUCUGCCCUAUUUUUGGUUGAGAGGGAGCCUUUUGAGGAGGAUCAAUUAUCGUGGAGCAGGAAGCUCGACGGGCCGAUUUUGUAUAUUCUAGAAGUUUGCUGCUAAGUUGUAAGGCUUUUUUCUUUAUCUUAUCACUAUGAUGAGUUGAAUUAAUUUAAUUCGGUGGACUGAGAUUCUGUUAUCUAUUUUCGUGUCUGCCCUUCCACUUAAUGUCCUCCUAUGCCAAGCUCUGGGCAGUGAUACUAGUCUAAGAAAAUUUUCAUUUCUUUUUCAUAAGCUAGUGUGUAAGAACUUACAUCGGCCGAGGCGACCGUUCUCUCGGGAAUCAUUGUUAGUCCCACUUGUUUCAGAGUCUCUUGUUUCAAGUCGAUUCGAAUUGUAGCGGCUGAUGUCGGGUCUGUUGAUUGA